Molecule: messenger RNA, 1851 nt
Organism: Tachyglossus aculeatus (Australian echidna)
Lineage: Eukaryota; Metazoa; Chordata; Mammalia; Monotremata; Tachyglossidae
Gene: ENOSF1
Product: enolase superfamily member 1
Exons: 16
Coding region: 50-1381 (443 amino acids)
Biological process (GO): carbohydrate catabolic process; amino acid catabolic process
Molecular function (GO): magnesium ion binding; L-fuconate dehydratase activity
Source: RefSeq, a predicted model, not a curated record
GAGGGCAGCAGUAGGAGGGCAGCAGGGCAGAGCCGGCCGGGGGCCCAGCAUGGUGGGCGGCCGCGUCCUCAGCCUGACCGUCCGAGACCUGCGCUUCCCCACCGCCCUCGGGGCCCACGGCUCCGAUGCCAUGCACCCGGAUCCCGACUACUCAGCAGCCUACGUCACACUGGAGACGGAUGCAAAUGAUGGAUUGAAGGGCUACGGGUUAACCUUCACUUUGGGAAAAGGCACGGAAGUGGUUGUCUGUGCUAUAAAUGCAUUAGCCCAUCAUGUGCUUAAUAAGGAUCUGGCGGAAAUUGUGAGCAACUUCAGAGGAUUCUACAGGCAGCUCACCAGUGAUGGGCAGCUCAGAUGGAUUGGUCCGGAAAAAGGGGUUGUGCACUUGGCGACAGCGGCCAUCCUGAAUGCUGUGUGGGACCUGUGGGCUAAACAGGAGGGAAAGCCACUCUGGAAGCUACUUGUGGACAUGGACCCCAAGCAACUGUUGUCCUGCAUAGAUUUCAGGUAUAUCACAGAUGCCUUGACUGAAGAAGAAGCCUAUGAAAUACUACAAAAGGGCCUUGUGGGGAAAAAGGAAAGAGAGGAGCAGAUGCUAAAGACUGGCUAUCCCGCCUACACCACAUCCUGUGCCUGGCUGGGGUACUCGGACCAGCGGUUAAAGCAGCUCUGCCAGAAGGCCCUGGAGGAUGGCUGGACCAGGUUUAAAGUCAAGGUUGGCGCUGAUCUCCAGGAUGACAUUCGUAGAUGCAGGCUUUUAAGAGAAUUGAUUGGACCUGAAAAUAUUUUGAUGUUGGAUGCCAACCAACGAUGGGAUGUGCACGAAGCAGUGGAGUGGGUGUCCAAGUUGGCCGAAUUUAAGCCGCUCUGGAUAGAGGAGCCAACCUCCCCUGAUGAUAUUCUUGGGCACGCAACCAUCUCAAAGGCCUUGUCCCCCUUGGGAAUUGGAGUUGCCACAGGAGAACAAUGCCACAAUAGGGUGAUAUUUAAACAGCUCCUGCAGGCUAAAGCCCUGCAGUAUCUCCAGAUUGACAGCUGCAGGCUGGGAAGUGUCAAUGAAAACCUGUCUGUGUUACUGAUGGCCAAAAAGUUUCAAAUUCCCGUCUGUCCCCACGCGGGAGGAGUUGGCCUCUGUGAGCUGGUCCAGCACUUGAUCAUCUUUGACUUUAUUUCGGUAUCCGGAAGCCUGGAAAACAGGAUGUGUGAAUUUGUAGAUCACCUGCAUGAACACUUCAAGUAUCCUGUGGUAAUCAAGAACGCAUCUUACAUGCCUCCUCAGGAUCCCGGUUAUUCUGCAGAGAUGAAGGAAGAUUCUGUCAAGCAACAUGAGUUUCCUGAAGGUGAAGUUUGGCAAAAGCUAAUUGCUGCUCAGAAGCUGUAGUAGCUCCCAUUACUGUUACUGGGGGACAGUGAUUUUGUUUAGUAGAGGAAGCUUUUAUCCUAGCAGCACAAAGACUAUAUAAUGCAAUGAAUGCAAACACAAUGAAAAUCUGAGGGAUCAGCCCACUGGAUAUUAAUAUUGUGUCCAGGGGAGCGAUGAUGUUUGACUCUCCCUCUCUAGACUGCAAACUUGUUGUGGGCAGGAAACCUGUCUCCCACCUCUUAUGUUAUACUCUCCCAAGUGCUUAGUUCAAUGCUUUGCUCACAGCGCUCAAAUACCAUUGUUUAAUUACUUAAAGAACAAAAGGCUCUCACGUUUCUUCUCAAAUAUAUUGGGGGUGAAUUUAAAUUUGGGGCUGAACACUGUACUAUGACACUCUGCAAGACAUCUAUGUUGCGUUAUCUGUUCGGUAUUGGAACAAAUUUGUUCAAGUAACAAGUUAACCUUUUAAUAAAUUCAGCAUUAGACAA